GGCAGCAACUGCCCCGACGCAAAAACAAUCCUGGAGCGCCAUAACUGGUACCGCGCUCGGCAUCAAACACCGGCCCUGCAGUGGGACGCGGAGAUGGCCGCGGAGGCCACCGCUUAUGCCCAUGUGUUGGCUCGCAGGGACUGCAUCCUCGCGCAUUCCAUGGGUAUGGACGGAGAGAAUCUUGUAACGAAGCGGGGCUAUCCCUCAAUCGAUAGCACCUGCAUUCUGGCGCCCACUGCCUGGUACCGAGAGGUCAUGUACUACAAUUUUGAUGCUAAGCGGCUGUUCAAAGACAAUUGGUACCAAUCUCAGAUGGUUGGGCAUUUUACGCAGUUGGUUUGGAGGUCAACAACCCUCAUUGGCUGCGGUGUUGCGGUGAAUUACAGUCACCCCAUAGAAUUUAACAUGCGGACGUACAUCGGCGCCUGCAAGAUGGUUGUGUGCCGUUACAGAUGGGCUGGCAACAUCCCCUCCGACAAUGUCUUCGCGGUAAACGGUAAGUGGCCUGUAAUGUUUACGAGUUUAUUACAAGCUUUUUCUCUUAUUUGCUCGACUGCUUGCUUGCCUGACUGGAAAUCCCAUUAUUGGUCCCGUUAA
Molecule: messenger RNA, 597 nt
Organism: Volvox carteri f. nagariensis
Lineage: Eukaryota; Viridiplantae; Chlorophyta; Chlorophyceae; Chlamydomonadales; Volvocaceae
Exons: 1
Cellular component (GO): extracellular region
Source: RefSeq, a predicted model, not a curated record